AGCCAUCCAAGUCAUCUCAUUAAUAGUCAUCCUGUUCAUCCUUAUCCUGCAAGUCAUCCCGGUCAUUCAAAAAGUCCCAGUCAUCCUUGUCGUCCAUGUUAUUCCAGUCAUCCCAGUGACCCCUGUUAUCCCAGUCAUCCUCUCAUCAUAGUAAUCUUAGUCAUCCAAGUCAUCCUAGUAUCCCACUCAUUCCGUUCAUCCUAGUCAUCUUAGUCACCUGAGUGAUCUCAGUCAUCCUACUCAUCCUAUCUAUCCUAUUUAUCCCAGUCAUACCAGACAACCUUAUCAUCUCAGUUAUCUCAUCAUCCUAGUUGUCCAGUUUUUCUAGGUAACGUUGUCAUCACAGUCAUCCCAGUAACCUAGCUAAGUCAUCCUAAUCAUCCAAGUCACUCCCGUCAUCCCGUGACCCCAGUUGCCUAGUCAUCCCAGUCCUCCUAGUCAUCCCAGUAACCCUAGUUAUCCCUGUUAUCACAGUUAUUCCAGUCACCAUAGUCAUCUCAAUUAUCUCGAUCAUCACCCCAUUCAUCCUAGUCGCCCCAGUUAUUGUGCUUUUCCUUUUCUCCACAAUCAUCCCUGUCACCCAUGUUUUCACAGUAAAUCAAGUCAGCCAAUUCAUUCUAGUCAUGCUAGUUGUCCUAGUCAUGCCAGUCAUCCCAACCAUCCAAGUCAUGUCAUUAAUAGUCAUCCUAAUCGUGCAAGUCAUUCCAGUCAUCCAAAGCAUCCCAGUCAUCCCAGUCAUAUUAGUCAUCCCAGUCAUAUUAGUCAUCCCAGUCAUCCCAGCCAUCCAACUCAUUUAAUCAAUAGUCAUCCUAUUCAUCCUAAUCAAGCAAGUCAUCCCAGUCAUCCAAGUCAACUUUUUUUUGCGGAUCACUGGAAAAAUAGCAAAAAACGCAAAAAUCAGAACCUGAAAAAUUUUGUGCCACAUGGUAGUCAUCCUAUCAUUCUAUCCUAUUCAUCCCAGUCAUACCAGACACCCUUGUCAUCUCAGUUAUCUCAUCAUCCUAGUCAUCCCAGUUUUUCUAGUUAUCCUUGUCAUCACAGUCGUCUCACGCGGGUAGCUAAGUCAUCCUUAUCAUCCAAGUCACUCCUGUCACCCCAGUUAUCCCAGUCAACUCAGUUCUUCUAGUCAUCGUAGUAAUCCUAGUCUUCCUAGUCUUCCCAGUCUUCCCAGUCAUCCCAGCCAUCCCAGUCACUCCAGUCACCCCAGUCACCCUAGUCAACCUCAGAGUUCACAUGCACCUUGAAAGUCCUUGAAAGUAGUCCUUGAAUUUCAGUGCUUACUUUAUCCAACCCAGAUUCUCAAGUGCCUAAAAGGAGCAAACACAGAGAGACCUUCAGGAUAAAAAUUAAAAUUGCAGACAUGUUGUGGAAGAACUAAAAAAGACAUAUACUCAAGGCUAUGAUUGGAGUCCUUGAAGAAUGGGAAAUUUGUCCUUGAAAAGUCCUUGAAUUUUUUUAAUCAAAACGGGAUACAAACCCUGCAACCAAGUCAUCCCGGUCAUUCUAGUCAUUCCUGUCAUCCCAGUCAUCUUCUUGUCCUAGUUAUUCUAGUCAUAAUCAUCCCAGUCAUCCUGGUUAUCUCAGUUAUCUCAGUAACCCUAGUCAUCCUAGUGCCCCACUCAUUCCAGUUACCCUAGUCAUCUCAGUCACCCCAGUUAUCCCAGUCAUCUUAGUCAUCCUAGUCAUCCCUUUCAUACCAGACACCCUAGUCAUCUCAGUCACCCCAGUUAUCCCAGUCUUCCUAGCCAUCCUAGUCAUCCCAGUCAUACCAGACACCCUAGUCAUCUCAGUCACCCCAGUUAUCCCAGUCUUCCUAGCCAUCCUAGUCAUCCCAGUCAUACCAGACACCCUAGUCAUCUCAGUCACCCCAGUUAUCCCAGUCAUCCUAGUCAUCCCAAUCAU
Messenger RNA from Porites lobata, 1902 nucleotides. The record is from the annotation of a GenBank genome assembly. NCBI's taxonomy places the organism in Eukaryota, Metazoa, Cnidaria, Anthozoa, Scleractinia, Poritidae.